Pocillopora meandrina is the source of this 5747-nucleotide messenger RNA. The record is from the annotation of a GenBank genome assembly. NCBI's taxonomy places the organism in Eukaryota, Metazoa, Cnidaria, Anthozoa, Scleractinia, Pocilloporidae.
AUGGUUAGAUAAUCUACUUGAUCCAUAUACUGGAGUUUAAGGAAUACUGCCAUGAGAUUUAUCAUGAAAAGUGAAUCUUAAUCAAUCUGUUCUCGAAUCAAAUCUUAAUAUUUCUGUUUAAAAAAUAAGAUAUUUUGAACGAUCUUCAAUAUGUGACAAGCAUUUGAAUAUACGUUUUUUCUUGAUAUGUCCUUUUAGGCUUGUCAAAUUGCCUUGAGGUUUGGCUGCUCAUCCGCCAACACUGUGAACACCAGGUAAGGUACAGUUUGUUGUUCUACAUUGAAACAACAAAUGCAAACUCAAAUUUGCCUUCUAGUAGGGGAGAGGAGCUUUAUUUCAAUGUGUUGUAUUUUAGCUGUAAAAGUGUUUUUUCUGCUCUAGCAAAUCUUAUUUAAUACAAAAUAAUUUAUAUUCGAAGUAUAUUGUCUUUAAUGUAUGGUAAUAUAUUGGCAGAGAAUGACAUGAAUUAAUUUUAUUUACCUUGGUUUAUUACAUUGGUUAAAUCUCAAUAUAUUUCAACACUUAAAAGUCACCAAAGUACGAAUGUGUGCGAUGAUACUCUUUGCUCCCCCCCCCCCUUAUCUAGGUGUGGCAGUGUUGUUCUUGACUUUAUGAUGAGGUUCAAUCAAACUGUAGUCGUCAGCAAUGUUUUGAUUGUCCUGUCGGAUGCUGCAAGGCAAGACAAAUUCAGAGGUUUUAAAGUCAAUCCAGACUCAAUUAAACAAGUUUUAGUACCCACAGAUGGCUCGGAAAGCACAACAAAAGGUAAAUUUUACAAAGACAUUGUUCAAUGGUUACACUUAUUCUUCCGAAGAUGGACUGUUUAUAAUUGUAUUCCGUAUCUAUUUAAUUAAACAACUUAUUCUGUGACUGAUACACUUCCAAGUUUUUUGUUUUUAUCGUUGUUGUUUUAUUUAAUUAAACAAAAUCUUACUUUUAAAAAUUAUUUUAGAGAGAGUAGCAACUUGCUCUUCCUUCGUACCAAGCCAAUUAGAGUUAACGUUUUUCGGUCAUGAGCCUAAGCUAUGUAGUGAGAGCAGUGUAUCGACCAGGAUCAGUGUAAAUGUUGUUUGAAUGUUAUUUCAUCAAGCUUUGCAAAAUGAAUCAUUUUAGGUCCUGAGGAAUGUAACUGCCCAUCUAACAACGUCUUGUUGGCCAUAAUUGGGGUUCUUGCCUUCACAAUCCUUCUUCUAAUUAUUUACAUAAUCUGGCUACAUAAGAAAGGUAGGUAAAAAAUCAUAAUCUAUGUUUGGCUGCAAGAUUCUUUUUCACGCAAAAGCAAAUUUUUACUCGCGUUUACAUCAUUUGUUUUUUUUCCUUUCGUUCUUUUUCAGGCGCUGUCGGGAAACAGAGGUAAGAAUUUUCUGCUAGUUGGAUUGUGUCGAUGUAAUGUGCCCGAUAUGGUUUCAUCUUAACACAAAACUCCAAUAAAAACUGAUGAAAUUCCUAGCGUUUUAUAAUUAUUUCUAUGCUUUUUCAAUUGUAGGGCUUAUGAAGAUGAGAGACGUGUUUGCGACGUAAGUUACAGCUAAGACAUUGAGGUCAUGUUAGUGUGACCAGAAAUUAUGUAAUCUUACUUUACCUCUACUUUCUAUGAGAAAAUAAACGCUUGCAGCAAAUAAGAAGGAAAAAAUUUGUAGUUCUACAUUUAAAAAAGCAUAUUGCAUCAGUGGCAGAUACAAUGAAAUAAAAGAGGAAGUUAGGCUCGAUAAGGUCUUUGUUCUGUGAUCAUGUCCUUUACCAAGCCACUCCAUGGAUUUUCCUUCGAUUGUCCCUGGUUUAACCGCUUGGUUUCACUUCACAGAUCGCUAAUUGGUCUGCACCUGGUUGAUAUUUGCUUUCUAAAUAAUAGAUUUCGUGCAUUUAGGGCGUCGUAUUUUCUUGAUGCCUUAUUUUCUAAACGUGAGUUUAGGAACUUGGUACUGCAAGAGUUGUUUCGUGCGUUUAUUUGUUAAAAUAUUGGACUACCAAUCGACAAUCUUCACGUUGCAGUUUGUAGCUUCGACGAAUAUGCUAUGAGCCUUGAUCACUCUAUUGGACAUGAUAGUUUCAAAAGCAGAGAACAAAAUGUUAGUAAUAAUAAGGAAAAGAGGUCAUAAACUAUUUAUAAUCUCUUAUCAUAGAAGAAUAUAAACAUUUGUCUGAUAAAAAUGGGUGAACGAAUUUUUAUAACCAUGAGGUACUUUUUACUGGGAUUAAUAACAGAUUUGGAUAUGAAUACCUUAACAGUGUGUUGGUUUAAUAGAAUGAAACAUUAUUAGAAGAUAUCGAACCAAGUCUACCUGAUUCAAGAAAACUCACCCAGCCUCAUGCGGAAUACAUGGAUCUCAUAGAAGUCAACAAAGAUGAUAGAAAAGCACAAAGUACCCCUCCAGGUGCUGAUUACGUGCCUCUUCAUCCAUUAACACGUUGCUGGGAAGUUCCUAGACAUAACGUGACCAUAGAAAAAAUUAUUGGUAAAGGUGCUUUUGGUCAGGUUGCCAAGGGAACAGCAGUAGGACUUCGAGGGAGUCCUGAAACGACCACAGUGGCUAUUAAGAUGCUUAAAAGUGAGCUCUUGUACUGUAAAUUGAAUGAGUCUUGGCCUACAGACAUUCAGGAAAUGUUACCGGGUUACUGUAAUUAUUUAGCUAUUUGCCAUUUCAUAAGUUAUGUUGUUAUUCCGACAUUUCGCAUAUUAUUCCCGUUAACCAAAUUUUACUCCUUGUUUUUAAUGCUCCAGCAAACGCUUCUGAAUCGGACAAGAGAGAUCUGAUGAAAGAACUUGACACAAUGAAACAGCUAAAACCACAUCCUUACGUCAUUAAACUUCUGGGAUGCGUUACUGAAUCUGGUAUGCUUUGGUUAUGCGGGUCUAAUUUUGCUGUACACAUUUUUCUUAUGAUUUACUUUGUAACGCUUUCUCGUCAUUGAUAAUUUGCCUCAGUGGAAGGGUGACCGCUUCGCAAUUGAGCAAAACAAACAACCAUCGCAUAAGGUAAUUUUAUCUUGUUUUAGCCAACACAGACGUUCCUGGAUUUACUGAUAGACUAAGACCGAAUAUUUGCCACUGAACAGGUCAUUCUGUUGUAGAAGCAGAAACGCUUUUUUCAAGGGAAUAAUUAGUCUGUACUUUCUUAUGGGACCGUCGCAUAGUUUUUCUUGUUUUCAUGCGAUUUCUUCAAAAGUGUUGACCAUGACUGGGCCAUUCAUCUAUUUCAAUUACUGCUUUUUUUUUUUAAAGAAAGUAACAUAUCAAUUAAAUUGUUUAAUUUCUUCAGAACAGCUGUUGGUUUUGAUUGAAUAUGUGCCUUUUGGGGAUCUGCUGGGUUAUCUGAGAAAGAGCCGUGGAUUAAAAGACACUUACUACAAAGACCCGGAUAUCAAACCACAAACAAAUCUGACGUCACAGCAGCUGAUGAAGUUUGCUUGGCAAAUUGCUGAUGGAAUGAGUUACUUGUCCGCAAAAUCUGUAAGUUAGUUAAAAACACAAAAGACAAACAAUUCUAAAACCUUCUCGUAAGGUCUAUCGUCAUGUUAAGCUCUGUCUGGCAUGGAAUAUUAUGUCUUCACAAGAUCACGCCUGGGAGAUGCAGACGUAUUCUUACCGUCUUGUCGAGGUUAUUUCUUUAGGGCCAGGAACCCUUCCGAUUUUGACGUCAUCACAUAAGUUUUAUUUCAAUGUGAGAAUGGCGAUAUUUGUGCAUCGUUGCAAGUGUACCCCAUCGAAAUAAAAUAUCUGGGUUUUUCUCGUGUGAGCAAAGGCAGAGACGUGAAGGAAUAGGGUCUUUUAAGAUAUUCAGCCUAAACUGAGUGCACAACAAAUAUCCAUUUUAUUGACAAGGAAGAAAAGGAAUUAAAACUUCAACUUAAAAAAAAUCGUCUUUGGUCGCUAAACUGCUUCAUUACAGAAUCCUAUUUCGAUUAAAAUGUUAAGGUAAGCGUUCUUUGAAAUGACUACGUAUUGCAGAAAUAAAGUAGUUUGCUUCUCUUUGGAAUAUGGAGCAGUUAUUGUAGUAGUUUAGACUUUCUGCCAUCUGGAAGAAAUAGAAAUACACACACCAUAUUAUGUUGCUAGAUAUUUCUAUUUUCCUCUCUGAACCAUUUCAUUUCAGUUCUUUUUCUUCUACAAUCACUAAUUUUUGCUGUUACAUCAAUUCUUUAUUAGAUCAUUCACCGAGAACUUGCGGCCCGUAAUGUGUUGGUUGGACAAAAGGAAAUGUGUAAAGUGACAGACUUCGGAAUGGCCAGAGAUGUGCAGCAGGAAAAUAUUUAUGAACGAAAGACAAAGGUAAUCAAGAAAAAGGGGAGGUGAGGGCGGUAUCACAUUUCGUUCAGUUAAGUGAUCUUUGACAUCAUUGUUGUGGUUGAGCUGAUAUAUUCCUGAUUUCGAUCAUGAAUUCCUUGGGACCCUAAUGAAACUAUCAGCCAUGCGUAUACGAGUACAAUUUUAAAUAUCACUAUUUCUGACUACUCGCUUCCUAUAAUUCUCGAGCUGUUUCACAGAGUGAUAUUUAAAAUCUUUAGGGCCGUCUUCCCGUGAAGUGGACAGCUUAUGAGGCCUUAUUGUAUGGUAAAUAUACCACCAAAAGUGACGUGUAAGUAUACCUGAUUAUUACCCGUAGCAGUUUAUCAAAAAUUUUAUCAAUUUUAAUCAGGACUUGAAUUCUAUGCUUUGUCAAAGAAUACAUAUAUUUUAUUUGUCUUUUAUACUGUUUAUGUCUAUAGUCACUUAAUUUAUAUUCAUUUGAUUUGUCUUUCUGCAGAUGGAGUUAUGGAGUUCUGUUAUACGAGAUUUUCACCAUAGGUAACAUGGAAUGGAAUUUUAUAAGGCUCUGUAGAUGUUUUUUGCUUUAUACCAUGUUUAAUUACACAAUGUAUCGUGUUCAGUCAGACAAAAGUAAUGAGCUUCAAACUACAUCUAGUGACAAAGGUGAUGUUCCAUUGAAGGUCGGUUUUUUGUCACAUUUAUAUUUCGAUGGUCUUGUGGUUCUUCCAGGCGGUUCACCUUACCCACGAAUGGAUGGAAGAAAAAUUGCAAACUUACUCCAGGAUGGAUACAGGAUGUCUAAACCACAACACGUCGAUGAAAAAUUGUAAGUUUUCUUUAUUUACUUGUUCUCCCUCACCGUACAAGGAAACAUUCUUUAAAUCUUUAACGGAUUAUUUGAAUAAUACCAGGUAUCAGAUCAUGAUGAAAUGCUGGAAGAAUGACCCAGACGCAAGACCAACUUUCACUGAAUUGAAAAAUCAGCUUAAGGACAUGGAAAUCCUACACAAGGUCAGAAUUUUUAUCAAUAUGAAAGUUUUUUUUUCACGUAAGACCGACUGGCUUAGGCUUAGCUAAUUAGGGUUAAACGUAACAGCAUUGAGCCUAAAUAGCGUAGUAAUAUGUACUCAUCUCUGUACUUUUUACGAAGUCUGGAAUGCAUCUUUUUGUUAUGUCACUGAAGCUAGCACUCCACGAAAAACAUCAAAGAAGUGAACUUGAAUGUCUCAAUGACAAUUAACACUUGAUGGUUAUUUAAAAGAUCAUAGGAUGAUUACAAAACUGCAUUGAGACGCACAAAGAGUAGCAGACGACGACGCCAUAAAAUACUUCCUCCUUGAAUUUGUUUUGGUGUGAAAACCUGACCACUCAUGAGGAUAACCACUUAAAACUUUUUUAAUGAUGCUGAUUAUUAUAUUAUUUUUCUCUGCAGAAGCUAAUUGACAUGAAAAUGUACGACAAGCAAUUGUAUGCAAACGUCGAGGAUUUAACAGUGUAG